AUGUCUUCCACCACAUUCAUUUGUAUUAUCUGUUCCGAACCUUUGACUUCUGAUAAUAUGUUUUCAAUUUCAUGUGGUCAUGUUUUUCAUGAAGAUUGUAUGACUCAAAUAAUCUCUCAAAAAAAGUAUUGCCCUCAAUGUCAAAAAGUUGCAACAUUAAAAGAUGUUCGGCAAUUACAUUUACAACCUUUAGACAAUAUGCAGACUAAAUCUGAAUCAAAUAAAAUUAAAGUAAGUUGGAAGAUUUAG
Molecule: messenger RNA, 249 nt
Organism: Meloidogyne enterolobii
Lineage: Eukaryota; Metazoa; Nematoda; Chromadorea; Rhabditida; Meloidogynidae
Source: the annotation of a GenBank genome assembly